UCUGUUUGUCGACUGAAAGGUUUAGCACAACCACCUGAACUUGCUCAGGAUGGUGACCUUUUUUUUGGAGGCAUUUUUUCAUUUCGCACAGAUCAGGAUUUUAUCGUUGACACUUUUCAGACGAUUCCAAAACCUUUCUUGUGUUCUAGUUUCAAUUUUAGAGAAUUUCAAUUUGCUCAAACAAUGAUCUUUGCUAUAAAUGAAAUCAACAAAAACCCAGAGAUGCUGCCUGGUGUUAGAAUUGGCUACAAGAUUUAUAAUAACUGUGGAACUAUGGAUAUACUGAGAGCUGCACUGGCACUUGUGAGUGGACUAAAAACAGAAGUCAGUGAUGAAAACUGUACAAAAUCUGAUACAGUGCAAGCUAUUAUAGGACAUUCAGGAUCCAGUCCAACCAUUGCAUUUGCACAGGUUGUUGGAAGAUUUCAAAUACCUGUGAUAAGUCAUUUUGCAACAUGUGCUUGUCUGAGUAACAGAAAAGAGUACCCAACAUUUUAUAGAACCAUCCCCAGUGAUUACUACCAAAGCAAAGCUCUGGCAAAGCUGGUGAAGUAUUUUGGGUGGACAUGGGUUGGGGCUAUAGCUGUGAAUAAUGAAUAUGGCCUGAAUGGCAUUGCAGCAUUCAUCCAAGCUGCAGAAGACUAUAAAGUUUGUGUAGAGUACUCUGAAGCAUUUUCAUCUUCAGAUCCACCACAUGCCCUUCAGGAAAUAGUACAAACCAUAAAGCAUUCAACUGCCAAAGUUAUCAUUGCUUUCAUGUCUCACAGAGAAAUUAAACUGUUGGCUUCUGAGUUGUACAAAGAGAACAUAACAGGACUGCAGUGGAUCGGCAGUGACGCAUGGAUCACAGAUCCCUCGCUGACAGACAGCAUAGGAUACACCAUCUUGCUGGGCUCACUUGGCUUUACUGUAACUAAAGCAACAAUCCCUGGGCUGGAGGAGUAUCUAAAGCAGAUCCACCCUUCACAGUUCCCUGACAGUCAGUUUGUCAGAGAUUUCUGGGAAGCCGUAUUCGACUGCUCACUGAACAAAACUGUGAACCCACAAAAGAAGCCGUGCAGUGGCUUUGAGAGCUUGCAAACUGUUUCCUUACAGUUCACCGAUAUGACUGAGUUCAGAUUUGCAAAAAAUGUCUACAAGUCAGUGUAUGCAGUGGCUCAUGCUCUCAACAGUUUGUUUAAAUGUGAUGAUGCUAGGCCAUUCUCCAAUGCUAGCUGUUAUGCACCCAAACACUUCCAACCAUGGGAGGUAUUGGAAUAUUUAAAUUCUGUAAAUUUUACCACUUCGGAUGGGGAAAGAGUUUAUUUUGACGACAAUGGUGACUCACCAGCAAGAUAUGAACUUGUUAAUUUACAAAUGCAAAACAGAGGAACCAUGGAAGGUGAAACGGUUGGCAUUUUUGAUGCUUCUCUUCAAGAUGACAGUCAGUUCAUUAUGAGCAACAUCUCAGUUGUCUGGGGUAACGGAUUGACUGAGGUGCCUGUGUCAGAUUGCAGCAAGAAAUGUCUCCCAGGAACAUACAAGGUCCUCCAGAAAGGAAAACCUAUUUGCUGCCAUGAUUGCAUACCCUGUCCAGCUGGUGAAAUCAGUAAUUUAACAGAGUCACCACAAUGCAUGAAAUGUCCACCAGAGUUCUGGUCCAACAAAGAAAGAGAUGCCUGCAUCCCAAAACUAAUAGAGUUUUUGACAUACAAUGACAUUUUGGGGAUUUUGUUGGCAAUAUUUUCUCUGCUUGGAAUUUUUCUAACCAUGAUCACAACACUUAUCUUCUACAAUUAUAAAGAGACCCCUUUAGUACGUGCUAACAACUCUGAGCUGAGCUUCUUGCUGCUCUUCUCCUUGACUCUGUGUUUCCUGUGUUCUUUGACCUUCAUAGGUCGUCCCUCUGAGUGGUCGUGCAUGCUGAGACACACAGCAUUCGGCAUCACCUUUGUACUCUGCAUAUCUUGUGUUCUGGGUAAAACAAUAGUCGUUUUAAUAGCCUUUAGAGCUACACUUCCAGGCAGUAAUGUGAUGAAAUGGUUUGGACUUGCACAGCAGAGGUUCAGUGUCCUGGCUUUAACUUUUGUACAAGUUUUGAUCUGCAUACUUUGGCUCUCAAUAAGCCCACCGUUCCCUUUUAUGAAUUUGUCACUCCAUGAGGACAUAAUCAUCUUACAGUGUCAUCUUGGGACAACUAUUGGGUUUUGUGCUGUGUUGGGGUACAUAGGACUUCUGGCUGUAUUAUGUUUUGUUUUUGCCUUUUUGGCCCGCAAGCUGCCGGAUAACUUUAACGAAGCUAAAUUCAUCACUUUUAGCAUGUUGAUAUUCUGCACAGUUUGGAUUACGUUCAUUCCAGCAUAUGUCAGCUCUCCUGGAAAGUUUAUCGAUGCUGUGGAGAUAUUUGCUAUUUUGGCCUCCUCUUAUGGCCUCCUAUUCUGCAUCUUUCUGCCAAAAUGUUAUAUCAUCUUGUUUAGGCCGGAGCAGAAUACCAAGAAACAUAUGAUGGAAAGGACAUCCAAAACUGAUGCACAAUAUUAA
Messenger RNA from Nematolebias whitei (Rio pearlfish), 2520 nucleotides. RefSeq names its product extracellular calcium-sensing receptor-like. Lineage: Eukaryota; Metazoa; Chordata; Actinopteri; Cyprinodontiformes; Rivulidae. Gene Ontology annotation, biological process: G protein-coupled receptor signaling pathway. Gene Ontology annotation, molecular function: G protein-coupled receptor activity. The record is from RefSeq and is a predicted model, not a curated record. The transcript is spliced from 6 exons. Bases 184 to 2520 code for a protein of 778 amino acids. Gene Ontology annotation, cellular component: membrane.